This is a messenger RNA of Hyaloscypha bicolor E, 3322 nucleotides long. Its product is annotated as WD40 repeat-like protein. NCBI's taxonomy places the organism in Eukaryota, Fungi, Ascomycota, Leotiomycetes, Helotiales, Hyaloscyphaceae. Gene Ontology annotation, molecular function: protein binding. The record is from RefSeq and is a predicted model, not a curated record. The transcript is spliced from 2 exons. Bases 177 to 3221 code for a protein of 1014 amino acids.
GUCGGUACAUUUGCGACGCUGUGAGAGAGCGGAGCGAUAUUAUACACCAGUCACUACGGGAGCAAUGGUCCCAGCUUGUCCUCCGUCCGUUAUCGAAGGUAGACAACAGUUGCCAUUCUUCCUACGUUCUUGUCAUUGAUGCGCUCGAUGAGUGUAGUAAUGAUAAUAAUAUCCGGAUGAUUCUGCAACUCUUAGUUGAAGCUCGAUCAAUGCAGAGAAUCCAGCUACGAGUCUUUUUGACAAGUAGACCUGAGAUUCCAAUCCGAUAUCGGUUCAAUCAGAUACCGGAUUCAGAGCACCAGGAUUUUGUUCUCCACAGUAUAUCACCGUCGAUUAUAGACCAUGAUAUCUCUGUAUUCCUGGAAUACAACCUCAGACUCAUCGGACAGGAACGCUCUCUGGAUGCGGGCGAAGAGGUCAUUGGAAAUUUAGUUCAGAUCGCAAGUGGACUGUUCAUUUGGGCUGCAACUGCCUGUCGAUUUAUCCGUGAAGGGAAACGAUUCGCAGCAAAACGACUGGAUAUAAUUCUUCAGGGCAGUGGCAGUGCUGUGACAGUACCGGAGAAGCACCUCGACGAGAUCUAUACUACGGUUCUGGAGCAUUCCAUUGCCCCAGAAUACACAAACGAGGAGAAAGGAGAGUUAUAUCGCAUGCUGAGACAUAUCCUUGGAAGUUUAGCUAUUCUUUUCUCGCCGCUUUCUGCAUACUCCUUGAGCAAGCUACUGAAGGAGGACAUUAACCAGACGCUAGAGGAUCUGCACUCUAUCCUGGAUAUUCCAAAGGACCAGAACUGCUCGCUUCGUCUCCACCACCCUUCAUUUCGGGACUUUCUCCUUAAUAACGACAGGUGCAAGAAUCCAAACUUAUGGGUGGACGAGAAGCAUGCGCAUCAGGCGUUAGCUGACAGCUGUAUACAGCUUAUGUCAGCUUCUCUGAAGCAAGACAUUUGUGGGCUGAAUACUCCCGGUGUGCUUGUAAGCGACGUCGAGAGCAGUCGAAUUCAGCGCAGCCUUUCUUCUGAGGUUCAGUAUGCAUGCCUCUACUGGAUUCAGCAUCUUCACAAGAGCGGCGCUCAGCUUCGCGACGACGACCAAGUGCAUGACUUUCUCCAAGAGCAUCUCCUUCAUUGGCUUGAGGCUCUUGGCUGGAUGCAGAAGGUUUCGGAAGGGGUCUAUGCUAUCGUUUCUUUGGAGUCUAUUACGACGACCUGUAGCUGUCCACAACUAGCUGAAUUUGUUUAUGAUGCGAAGCGAUUCGUCCUCUACAACCGGGCAGCGAUCGAGCAAGCUCCCCUUCAGACGUACUGCAGCGCGCUCAUAUUCGCGCCGCUAAUGAGCAAAGUAAGAGAGCAGUUUAAAGACUACAUACCCCAAUGGGUACAAAGGCUACCGAAGGUCGAGAAUAAUUGGAAUGCCUUGCUGCAGACGCUCGAGGGCCAUUCGUAUUACGUCAGGGUUGUCGCCUUCUCGCCGGACAGCAAGCUGCUGGCAUCGGCAUCAAACGAUCGGACGGUCAGGCUAUGGGACCCUACCACGGGCGCAGCGCUACAAACCCUUAAGGGCCAUUCGAGCGGUGUUGAUGCUAUUAUCUUCUCGCCAGACGGCAAGCAAUUAGCAUCGGCAUCGAGCGACCAGACGGUCAGGCUAUGGGACCCUACCACGGGAGCAGCGCUUCAAACCCUUAAGGGCUAUUUGAGCGGCCGUUAUGCUAUUGCCUUCUCGCCAGACGGCAAGCUACUAGUAUCGGUAUUAUUUAAAGGUAUAAUCAAGCUAUGGAAUACGGUCACGGGAGCGUCGCUACAGCUGCCUGGGGACUGUCCAAGUUGUAUUAAUGCUAUUGCCUUCUCGCCGGACGGUAAGCUGCUGGCAUCGGCAUCAGACGAUCAGACGAUCAGGCUAUGGGACCCUACCACGGGAGCAGCGCUACAAACCCUUAAGGGCCAUUCGAGCGGUACUGGUGCUAUUAUCUUCUCGCCGAACGGCAAGCUACUAGCAUUGGCAUCGAGAGACCGGACAAUUAUGCUAUGGAACCCUAUAACAGGAGUAGCGCUACAAACCCUCAAGGGCCGUUUGGAGACCGUUCGAGCUAUUGCCUUCUCGCCGGAUAAUAAGAAGCUAGUAUCAGUAUCAAGUGAUAAAACAAUUAGGCUAUGGGACACGGCUACAGGAGCAAUGUUGCAAACGCUUAAAAUCUCUUUAGGUGGGGUUUGGGCUAUUGCCUUCUCGCCGGACGGCAAGCAGUUAGCAUUAGUAUCGCUAGACAACACAGUUAGGCUAUGGGACACGGCAGCUAUAGGGCCAAUGUUGCAGACGCUCGAAUGCCAUUCGGAGGAGAUUAGUGCCAUUACCUUCUCGCCAGACGGCAAGCAGCUAGCCUCGACAUCGUGGGAUAAUACAGUCAGGCUAUGGGAUCCGGCCAAGGGAGCGGCGCUAAAGAUGAUUAAUGGCCAUGGAUACGUUAGCGCUAUGGCCUUCUCGCCGGAUAGUAAGAAGCUGGCGUCGGCAUCGAACCGGACGGUCAUUUUAUGGGACGUAGCCACAGGAGCGGCGUUACACAUACUCAAAGGACAUUCGGACUGGGUUCGCGCUGUCGCUUUUUCGCCAGACAGCAAGCAGCUAGCCUCGGCAUCGAAGGAUGGAAUAGUCACGCUACGGGAUGCGGCCACGGGAGCAGCGCUACAGACGCUUGAGGGCCAUCCAGGACAUUUCUCUUUCGCUAUUGCCUUCUCGCCGGAUAGUAAGAAGCUGGCGUUGGCAUCGGAAAAAACGAUCAGGCUAUGGGACCUGACAAGGGGAAUAACGCUACAGACGUUCGAAGGUAAUUGGCACUUUACCGCUGUCGCCGUCUCGCCGGACGGCAAACUGCUGGCAUCGGCGUCAACCGAUGGGACCGCCAAGCUAUGGGAUGCUGGCUCAGGAGCGGUUCUACAAACGCUCAAGGUUGGCGCCGUUGUUCAGACCCUUUCGUUUUCUAAUGAUGGGACCUUCCUACAAACAAACAGAGGGCCCUUAUAUCACACAUUUCACUCUGAUAGCACAGCUGUUUCUCAACCGAAUCUUCCGCAAUCUCUCUUUAUCAAGGACCAAUGGGUAAGCUGGGGUAUGGAAAAUAUUCUCUGGCUUCCUUUCGAGUAUCGGCCAAGCCACGUCGCUGUGCAUGGGAGCAUUAUUGCUUUGGGUUAUCCGUCUGGACGAGUAACAUUUAUGGAGUUUGCUUUCUAAAAGAUUCCCUUAACCUCUUCCCUGUCCACCUCUAUUGCGAUUAAUUGUCAUUUUAUACUCUUUUGAGAGAAGCAAAAGUAGAAAUGCAACGUCUUUCAAAU